Molecule: messenger RNA, 807 nt
Organism: Parastagonospora nodorum SN15
Lineage: Eukaryota; Fungi; Ascomycota; Dothideomycetes; Pleosporales; Phaeosphaeriaceae
Exons: 3
Coding region: 1-750 (249 amino acids)
Biological process (GO): mitochondrial respiratory chain complex I assembly
Cellular component (GO): membrane
Source: RefSeq, a predicted model, not a curated record
AUGCAACGUCAUGUUCUGCGCGUCUUCCUCGCCAUCGCGCCGCAGACAAAAUUUAUAUCCAACACCACACAGUUCACAAUGCCCAAGGCCCCAGGCCCAAUUCUGCGAGCAUGGUACGAAUGGCGGAUGAAGCGCUUCCCAUGGCGCAAGAAGUGGCUUGUCGGCUUCGAUCUCCAGGGCAACACAUUCUGGGAAUUCAAGGACCAACUGCACGCACUGCGCAAUCGCCGCAUAGCAAAGUAUAGCAGAGACACCCACUAUGGCGAUGUCAAUGUGUCCCCGUCAUGGAUGCAAUGGCUCCGCCACACCCGCUUCGACCCACCAUCCAUCGCCGAGCAACAGCAGGAGAUAAUGCGACAAGAGCGCAUGAAGAUGCUCGCCGCCCAAGCAGAUGCGCGUUGGGCAUCUAAGCCGUCAGCGCUGGAUGCGCCCGACAAGCAGCAGCCCAUGCAGAUGCUACAGUCAAGAGACCCAGAUAGCGGAGUGACUCAGAUGAACGUUGACCAAGAAAGAAGAGAUGAAUUAGAGCCGCCGCGCACUGUAGAAGAGCAGGAAGCGAAGCCGCAGUCAGUCGUUGAGGACCCUGAACCACAGCAGAUGCCACGCGACCCACCAGCGCCGCCCGCGAGCGAUGCGCCUACUGCACCGCGGAAGAAGCCGAAGAAAGAGCACAAAGACUCGCCGUGGAAGCAGGCAGAGACCGCCAAAGACUGGCAACCGCAGGGCUGGACUCCCGCGCCGAGGAGAUAAUACCUGUCAUGCAAAUUCGACUUGUAACAACAAUGUAUUACCUUGUGCAAUUCUCGC